UGUGCAACGUCACCCAAGCUCAACAUAUAAAAAGUGAGCGGAGGGAGAGGAGAUCGGGUGCGUUCAGUUUUUCGUUCAGACAGCGGAAAGAUGGUUCAACAAGGCAGCAAAAGAGAGCCUAAAGACGGGCUUCUGCUUAAAGCUGGACAUCUCCCUGCUGUGAAGGCUGGAGGUAAGAGAGUGGCCAAGAAAGCCUUGGAAGAAGCCAACACCCAUGGGACCCUUGAGAAGGACACAAAAAGGUCUGACAAACCCAGGCCUCUUUCCAGUGCCAACAGGAUACAACAAGUUGGUCUUCUGGCAGGAACUCUUGACAAGCUGAGACACGACUUUCCCGAGACCCCUGUGAGCGUGAGGCACAGCGGCGCAAGACCCUCUGUGGAGAAGCCCCACUGCCCUCGGACCUUCUUCAUCCAGCAGCCCAGGAAAUUCUGAAGCAUGACUUGUUGACACAUUGUAGCCAGGUGGUUUCCUCCUUCAACUGUAUGCUCUUCGGGUUGUGGGGGAGGGUUCCUGUAUGCU
Molecule: messenger RNA, 522 nt
Organism: Syngnathoides biaculeatus (alligator pipefish)
Lineage: Eukaryota; Metazoa; Chordata; Actinopteri; Syngnathiformes; Syngnathidae
Gene: dapl1b.1
Product: death associated protein 1b
Exons: 4
Coding region: 91-435 (114 amino acids)
Biological process (GO): cellular response to amino acid starvation; negative regulation of autophagy; apoptotic signaling pathway
Molecular function (GO): death domain binding
Source: RefSeq, a predicted model, not a curated record